UGUAUCCCGAACGUACGGUUGUGUCCUUGGUUACAGUUCACUGGUAGCAAUGAAGUGAUACGAACGUGCAAAUAGAAUUUUUGUUGCAAACCAACAUUUCGCUAAGAGAGGCACCAUGACGUCAAUCCCAACAGAAACGUUAUUCGAGUACAUCAUAGUUGAGUACAGAUGGAUCAUUGUGAUACUGGCACUUCUGCCGAUGUCGGCUGCGUGGAAGCUGUGGUCCAUCAUCAGGAACUACGUGGUGUUCAAGAUGAACAGCGCGCCCAAAAUGCACGACCAGAAAGUCAAGGAUGUGCAAAGACAGGUGAAGGCAUGGUUAUCCGGUGACCGUUCGACGCGGCUAUGCACCGCUCGUCCUACUUGGCAGACGAUGUCUUUCCGCCACGGCCUCUACAAGAAGACCUUCACCAACAUCAAAGUCAAUUUGGUUGAUGUUUUGGAGGUGGACACCGAAAACAUGACAGUGCGUUGCGAGCCUUUGGUAACAAUGGGCCAGCUGUCCAGAACUCUACAGCCUCUUGGCUUAGCUUUAGCCGUGGUGCCAGAGUUGGACCAGUUGACAGUCGGCGGGUUGGUGAUGGGCACGGGUGUGGAGACCUCGUCGCAUCGCUUCGGGCUAUUCCAGCACAUCUGCUUGCAGUAUGAGCUGGUGCUUGCUGAUGGAUCCGUUGUUACCUGUAGCAAGGAUGAGAACCCUGAUUUGUUUUACACGGUGCCCUGGUCUUACGGCACUCUCGGCUUUUUAACUUCAGUCGUCAUCAAACUUGUGCCAGCUAAGAAAUUCGUUCGUGUACAAUACCACCCGUACCACAGCCUUUCGGAUUUGGUGAAACGUUUUACCCAAGAGUCGGUGAAACCAAACCCUCAUCAGUUCGUGGAAGCAGUUGUGUUCACCAAGGACUCUGGAGUUGUCAUGUUGGGAGAUAUGGUCGAUGAAGUCGGCAGAGAUGGAAAGAUGAAUCCCAUUGGCAAAUGGUACGCGGAAUGGUUCUUCAAGCAAGUCGAAAAGUAUCUAAAACGUAAAAGGUCCGUUGUCGAGUACAUUCCGCUUCGUGAUUACUACCACAGACAUACUCGGAGCUUGUUUUGGGAGCUGCAGGACAUAAUUUCCUUCGGCAACAACUUCAUUUUCCGUUAUCUAUUCGGGUGGCUGAUGCCUCCAGAAGUGUCUCUACUGAAGCUCACGCAACCAGACGCGAUAGCCAAGCUGUACGAACGGGCGCACGUCAUCCAAGACAUGCUCUUGCCGAUAGAACAUCUAGAAGCUUCUAUCAACUGCUUCCAUGAUGAGUUUGAGGUGUAUCCCAUUUGGUUAUGUCCAUUCAAAGUGUUCAACAAUCCGGGACAGCUGAAGAUCAAAUCGAAUGUGGACUCGGAAAUGUUUGUUGAUGUGGGUGUCUAUGGAGUUCCUAAGGCUAAGGGAUUUGAGACUAUAAAAUCAACCCGCAACGUAGAAAACUUCGUGAUGGAACAUCAAGGCUUCCAAAUGCUGUACGCCGAUACAUACACGAGUUUAGAAGAGUUUAGGAAAAUGUUCGAUCAUACUCUAUACGAUAAAGUUAGGAAUUCCUUGCCCUAUUGUAAAGAAGCGUUCCCUGAGAUUUAUGGAAAAGUCAACAAGACCGUUAGAAAAUAAAAUUAUUGGCAAAUCUUUUUGUUAAUUAUGAUUUUAAUAUAAUUGGGUAAUAUGUUUAUUAAAUACCUAACAAAGAA
Messenger RNA from Manduca sexta (tobacco hornworm), 1716 nucleotides. Its product is annotated as delta(24)-sterol reductase. The record is from RefSeq and is a predicted model, not a curated record. Bases 116 to 1639 code for a protein of 507 amino acids. Lineage: Eukaryota; Metazoa; Arthropoda; Insecta; Lepidoptera; Sphingidae. Gene Ontology annotation, molecular function: Delta24(24-1) sterol reductase activity; FAD binding. Gene Ontology annotation, biological process: steroid metabolic process. Gene Ontology annotation, cellular component: membrane; cytoplasm. The transcript has 10 exons.